CUGUGAGGACUUCACUGACCUGCUUUAUAAGGUUUCUCAUAGCAAGUAGCUUUCCAUUUUCUGAACCCACAAACAGAAGCUGCUGCUCCACAGUCUCAGCUGCAGAGUUCCUGUGGAAGGAGACAGUCAGAUUACUUCACUUCCUGAUAUACAACAUAAAACAAGACCAGCCUUUUGUUUUCAAGGGUUAGCAGACAAGAACUAAAUUAAGAAGUGAGAGUGUCAGCGAGUAAGAUGUUUCAUUUCUGUAUAUCAGCAACUAUGGUAUAGACAUAUUGAAAUGCAAAGUCAAACUCCUGAAAGGCUGGGCAAAGGGCACAAAAUAAAUUAAUUUAAAAGAAGAAAAAGAAGAAAACUUGUUUAGGUGAAGACAGCGGAUUCCCAUUUUGACGUGUAAAAAGAAUAAAGAAAAAACAUGGGAACACUAAAACAAAUCACAUUAUAUGUUCUCCUUUUUAGCUUAAUUUCCCCAUCUAGUGCUUUUUCCCUGAACAACUGCACAAUCAGUACUCCCCUAAAAGACAUCCAGCCGAAAGUCCUUUGCUACAAAAUGGGCUUUUUCAGGAUUCCGUGGAUACCUGGAAAUACACAUAUUUUAGAUAUUUCCUUCAAUGCCUUUGCACAGAUCCAGAUUGGGGACUUCAAUCAUUUGUCAAAUUUACAGGACUUAAACAUAUCCAACAAUAAGAUCUCGCAGAUUCAAGAGGGUGCGCUUGACAAUCUUUCCAAUUUAUCCAGUCUCAAUCUGGCCAGCAACAGACUAAAAGCAAUCUCGAGAGGUAUGCUACAUGGUCUAACCAACCUGCUGGUGCUACGUCUGGAUAACAAUUAUAUCAAAGACAUUGAAGAGACAGCUUUCAGCACGCUUCAGAAUUUAAAGGUGUUAAACCUAACAAAAAACCAACUCCAUUAUGUAGAGAAAAUCAAGCCGGUUCUUGCAUCACCUUAUUUGGAGGAGCUGUACAUUGGAAGCAACCAUCUUGAUGCUUUCAAGUCAUAUGAAAUGUCAAAAAAUCGCUUGUCAUUAAAAAAACUAGAUUUUUCUAACAACCCUUUUGCAACAUUUCAGCUUACUGACAAUAUAUUUCCAUUUCUCACUCACCUUGAUUUAUCUUAUUGCGGUCAAAAUGGAACUAUGACAUGGAACGUCACAGAAAAGACUUUCUUCACCUCAGUGAAAACCCUGUACUUCAUGGAUGUUCAUAUGUCAGUCCAGAAUGCUGCUAAUGUGCUUCAGAGCUUCCAGAAUUUGUUAAAUAAAAUCAGGCUUAAUGGAAACGUUGAGUUGAACAAGACUGACCUCCUGCUGAACGCCUGUUCUCCAGUGCUACAAGUUCUACGGCUAAAAGCAAACAAAAUAAAACACCUCACCGUGCACAUGUUUGAUCCCUGUUCUAACCUGACGGAAAUAGAUUUAGGAGAUAAUGAAAUAUCCGAUAUACCACCAGGUAUGUUCAGUGGAUUCACACAACUAAAAACGUUGCGUUUGCAAAUCAAUAAAUUUACUCAAAUAACAAACUUCUUUCAAAACCUCUUCACUCUUGAGUUCAUAGAUCUCAGUAGAAACAGCAUCAAGACCCUCACCUGUGAUGUUUUUGCCAAUUUAACACAGUUGAAAAAAUUGUACUUGUACAGUAACAAAAUCUCAAUCAUUAAAUCCUGUUUUUUCGAGGACCUGAAGAGUCUUGAAUUCCUCAGGCUUGGGACAAACAAUCUGUUAAGGAUCGGUGAUGCUUUCAGGAAUGGGCCACAAUCCCUGUUGGAGCUGCAACUUACUUUUAAUAAGCUAAGCAAAAUCGAAAAGUACACUUUUAGUAAUAUGUCACAGCUGAACAAUUUGCACUUACAAGACAAUCAGAUUUCAGAGAUCGAAAGCCAUGCAUUCGGAGGAUUGAAGAACCUGACCUCUCUAUUCCUGUCAUCAAACAAAAUAUCAGCUAAAACAUUAACAAAAUACCAGGAUGUGUUCUCAGGCCUGCCCAACCUCGAAAAUCUAGGUUUGGACGCCAACAUCAUUUCAUUUAGUGAUGAUCAAUUGAAAUUUCCUCCUUUUAAAGACCUGAAGCACCUUACUGUACUGGCCUUACACAGUCAACGUCGUGGAAUUGGCAAAAUACCCUCAAAUCUGCUUCAAGGUUUAUCCUCCUUGGAAAUGUUUUACGUUGGAAACACAAAUCUUGCUCAUCUGAAUCCUGAUACAUUCAAGUUUAGCCCCCAGCUCUGGUAUUUGGAUCUCUCCAAGAAUGCGCUGUCUGAAGACCACUCGAUCCCGGCUGAGUUGUUUCACCCCAUUGCGAGGCUAACCAAACUCAUCCUUUCGAGAACGCAGCUUCGCUCGCUGAACUUCCUGUUGAACGCAAAUCUCUCCAGACUUUCAACCUUAAAAGCUACUGGCAAUGAGAUCGACUUGAUCAACAAAACUCUGAUUCAGUCACUGCCUCGACUAGAGGUCCUCGACUUGCAAAAAAACACGUUCACUUGUGACUGUGACAAUGCAUUCUUCAUUGACUGGGCCAAGAAUAGUAAUUCUACUCAGGUGAUUUAUUUGAACAAGUACAUGUGUAGCUAUCCUAGUUCCUUACGAGGCAUGAGUUUGUCUGCUUUCAACACCGAAUCCUGCACCUUGAAUAUCGACUUCAUCUGCUUUCUUUGCAGCAGUAUUGUGGUCUUUCUCACCCUGCUCUCAUCAUUCGUUUGGCAUUUUCUGCGCUUUCAGGUGGUUUAUGCAUACUACCUCUUCUUAGCCUUCCUUUACGACAACAAGAAGAAGCAGAGCAGUUCGACAUUCCAGUACGACGCCUUCAUUUCCUACAAUGCCCAAGAUGAGCCUUGGGUAAUGGAGGAACUUAUUCCAAAAUUAGAAGGAGAACAGAGCUGGAGAUUGUGCCUUCACCACAGAGACUUUGAACCAGGAAGGCCAAUAAUAGACAAUAUCAUUGAUGGAAUAUACAGUAGCCGCAAGACCAUCUGUCUGAUCACUAAGAACUACCUGAAGAGCAACUGGUGUUCAAGUGAGGUCCAGGUGGCGAGUUUCAGACUCUUUGAUGAGCAGAAGGAUGUACUGAUUCUGGUGUUCCUGGAGGAUAUCCCCACACAUCAGCUCUCUCCGUACCACAGGAUGAGGAAGCUGGUGAAGAAACGAACCUACCUCCGCUGGCCCAAACCUGGAGAAGAUACUAAGAUCUUCUGGCAAAAGCUAAAAAUGGCUUUAGAAGUCAAAGAGGGUCAUAAAUCAGAUCGUUUAAUUCCAUGAUGAUAUUAGAACUAUAUGGUUUAGAAUGCUAAAAGUAAAUUCACAACAUCACAAGAGACCCACAGUCCAAUUUGUUAAAUGUGUUGGAAAAUUAGUUGCACUAUAUAAAUUGGUUGUUGUUAUUUUUAUUUCAUUUUUUUCAUGUGAAGUAGACUUUUAUGCAUUUUAUUUACAAAUCUCUGCACUGAAUGAAUGAAUGCACUACCAUUCAGGGUCUGUACUUAAUUCUGCAAUGUUUUUCUCU
Messenger RNA from Carassius carassius (crucian carp), 3497 nucleotides. RefSeq names its product toll-like receptor 22 (gene tlr22). Lineage: Eukaryota; Metazoa; Chordata; Actinopteri; Cypriniformes; Cyprinidae. Gene Ontology annotation, cellular component: membrane. Bases 416 to 3253 code for a protein of 945 amino acids. The transcript is spliced from 3 exons. The record is from RefSeq and is a predicted model, not a curated record. Gene Ontology annotation, biological process: toll-like receptor signaling pathway; immune response. Gene Ontology annotation, molecular function: protein binding; transmembrane signaling receptor activity.